Molecule: messenger RNA, 897 nt
Organism: Morus notabilis
Lineage: Eukaryota; Viridiplantae; Streptophyta; Magnoliopsida; Rosales; Moraceae
Product: protein LOL2
Exons: 4
Coding region: 169-723 (184 amino acids)
Source: RefSeq, a predicted model, not a curated record
CGGAACCCAAUCUUCAUGUUUCUUAACACGGAACAAGUCCAGGACGCCUGUCUAGUUCAGGGUCAGUCCACACUCCACACACGUAAUACGACAUCGUUUAAUAACAUGUCCCAUGUUUGAUCGCUUGCAUCCUGCAACUACAGAAUCUCGCCGAGAGAGAGAGAGAGAAUGGAACUGGAAAGCAAGGCCAAGGAAGAAGUGGAAGUGGAAGUGAAAGUGGAAGAAGUUGAAGAAGACGAAGGGCCACCGCCUGGCUACCAAACCAUUCUUCCUCCGCUGCAACCACCAUCACCACCACCACCACAACCAUCAUCGUCUCCGCCGAAAGAAGCUCCAGAGCCAAUGCUAACACCAUCGACAGAUUCAACUCCAACGUUAACACCAACGCAUACACCCACACCAACACCAAAAUCAACUCUUUCCGAAAUAGCUCAAAUUGUGUGCGGUUCUUGCCGCCGUCUGCUCAAGUAUCCGCCGGGGUCUCAGCAGGUUCAGUGUUCAUGCUGUCAGACUGUGAACUUUGUGCUAGAAGCUCAUCAGGUUGGUCAAGUGAAGUGCGGAAGUUGUAAUGUGUUGUUGAUGUACCCCUAUGGAGCAUCACAAGUGAAGUGUUCCUGUUGUCAAUUUGUGACAGAAAUCGGCGCACACAACCAGCGUCCUCCAUGGUCCGCACAGCAGGGCCAGCCACUUCCUGCCCUCAACCCUUUCCAGUCGACUGCCUGAUUUCUUUUUUGUAUCUGACAGAGGUAUGGAUGUUAAUCUGGCAAAAUUCAAACUCCUUGGUUUUACUUGUUUAUAAGGUGUAACGAAUUAUGAAUUAACGCGUACACAUUACUUCUCUGGUUGUACAUUGCCAUACAGAAACAGUUCGACACUGUUCAACUCUAAUUUGAUUUU